AUGUUAAUGAUGAAUGGAAUAAUCGUCCUAUUGUUACUCCAACGGAUCGCUAAGGUUUUCGCUCAAGGUGAUUUUGCCAUACUUGAUCCUGAAGUAGCUGCUGUGUCUGAAGAUCUAUACUUUAAUCCAUAUGAUGAAAAGCCACGAGAUCAAGACACGGACGAUGAUGGAAGUACUCGAAAAGCUCAUGAUGUUGAUAGUUUUGACUUUGAUCCGUCGGAAGGUCUGACGUUUUACGUCAUGGGCAAGAAGAGUGAAUGUUUUUAUCAGGAAACCAAGUUUGAUGGUGAUACAUUAAGUGGGGCUUAUGUCGUAAGCUCCGUAGACUCGCACAUUGAUUUUGAAGUGAAGAACCCAGAAGGUUUGACACUCUAUCGUCGACGAGGGGACGUCGAGGGGCAAUAUCUUGUUACACCCAAACAAGUAGGUGUGUAUGAAUUGUGCUUCAUCAAUCCAGACUCGGACGUCAAAUUAGUGACGCAUGUGACCAACACAUUGCAGUCACAACAUCCUGUGGAGAAAGAACAUGUGAGUGUGUUGGCAAAGUAUGCGUCGCAUUUAGAUGUACGACUGGGCGAGCUCGAGUCAGAGCAGAGACUGCAGCUGAUUCGGACAGACAGGCAUAUCAAGGUGGAGGGAAACAUGAACAAGCGCGUUGUUUUUUACGGAGCGCUGGAGUGUAUCAUCUACCUCGUCGUAUGUUUUUUUCAGGUGUACUACAUUAAGGGCUUGUUUGACAGCCCGCAUAAAGCACGGUCCUGGGUGUAA
This is a messenger RNA of Peronospora belbahrii, 768 nucleotides long. Lineage: Eukaryota; Oomycota; Peronosporomycetes; Peronosporales; Peronosporaceae. The record is from the annotation of a GenBank genome assembly.